Messenger RNA from Nasonia vitripennis (jewel wasp), 2940 nucleotides. RefSeq names its product SET and MYND domain-containing protein 4. Gene Ontology annotation, molecular function: protein binding. The record is from RefSeq and is a predicted model, not a curated record. Lineage: Eukaryota; Metazoa; Arthropoda; Insecta; Hymenoptera; Pteromalidae. The coding region runs from base 382 to 2637 and encodes 751 amino acids. The transcript has 11 exons.
GGUGUGUAUAUAUAGAUAUACAGUAGUGUAUACAAUCGGAAGAGCUAUAUAAGAGCUUGCGCCUUGCACUUGCGCUAAGUAUCAAAAGAUACACGGAGUGCUUUUCCGUGCGAGCCUCCGUGUUUAAGGGUAUAUAACCAAACAUGUGUUUUUAAAAACUUCAGGCUUUUCCUCAUAAUGACCUAGGCACUUGAAAAAUGUUUAAAGAUUCUUUUUUGAAUUGGAGCAAACUACCAGCACAUUUCAUGGUUGGGUAGAUGUUGUAUUUGUAUUACUGCCUAAGAAUUUACCCAUAACCUUUAAAGUCUCUAUGUUUUCUCUAAAACGAGCUAUACAAUGUUGAUUUCUAAAUUUAUUUAAAGUAAAAUUUAAUAAACAAACAUGGAUAAUACAUGGCAGCAAACACUUCGUCUGAUAGUUCGUCAAAACAAAACGUUUAGUUUACGUGACAAAGAAAAAAAUGAAUUUAAAAUAAUGAAAUAUUUCACCGAUGACACCACUAUCAGAAAGCAACUAGUCUUCUGGCUUCACAGUGUUGAGCAAAAUCAAACUUCAUACAAAAAAAAUAUCCAAAAAAGUGAAGAAUUAAGAAAGCAAGGCAAUAAAGAAUUUCAAAAUAAAAAGUAUCUCACAAGUAUCAAAUCUUAUACCUUGAGUUUACAGUAUGCUCCAUGGGAAAGUGAAGAUUUACCUUUGGCAUUAGCUAAUAGAUCUGCUGCUUUAUUUUAUAUGGAAAAAUAUGAGGCCUGUAUCAAAGAUAUCGAAUUAGCUUUAGAGUACGAUUAUCCUAAAAGUAUGUUGUACAAACUAUAUUUACGUGCUGCCCAAUGUUACUUAAAAUUAGGUAAUAAAAGUUGUAUGGAAGAAGCUCUACGUAAAGUUCAUGAAUGCCUAGAAAGUAAUAGUAUAUUUUUGAGUUCAAAGAAAGAGAGUAUAGAAAAACAGAUAGAUAUGUUAUUAGCAGAAGCUAUAAAAAUAGAAGAAACUACAAUUUGUUGUGAUGAUGAUUGCAAACUGCCUGAUCCUGCAUUUGGUGAAAAUCCAGAUUUUCCGAAUGCUUCAGCUGCCUUAGACCUAAAAUUUUCUGUAGAUAAAGGUCGUCAUGUUGUUGCAAAUCGAGAUGUACAAAAAGGUGAAGUAUUAUUUGUGGAAAAGCCAUUUGCUUUUGUUUUAUUAGAUAAUGAAUACAGUGAUGCUGUUUGCGCUAACUGUCUCAAGUUCAGAGGUGACGUUCCAGUUCCUUGCAAGUUUUGUGCGAGCACGGUGUACUGCACAGAGCAAUGUCGAAAAAAAGCUUGGUCAACAUACCAUCAAUGGGAAUGUUUUGGUAAUCAAAUAGGAAUUUGGGAUCAGAUAGGAAUUGCUCAUUUGACAGUAAGAACGUUUUUAAACUGUUGUUACACAGACGACACAAAAAAAUUUAAUGAGAUUCAGCGCCUAGUCACUAAUAUAGAUAAAAUAGCAACUCAAGAUAUGUUUGUAUAUGGUGUUUCUGCUCUAAUGAUGACACUGUAUUUAAACAAAUUCACGAAUUUCUUCAAGUCAAUCAACAUUUACGAAAAACUUUAUAAAAAGUUUGAUAAUAAAGAACUUAAUAUGUAUAUAUUAUCUGAAUUCGUACCAGAAAAAUGGACUGAAGAUCUUAACUUUGUUUACAUUAGUGGAAUACUUUUAAGACAUAUGUUACAGUUGAUUUGUAAUGGCCAUGCAAUUACAAGACUGAAUAUUAGUGAUUCUGAAUCUGGAAAUGUUGUUACAGAAUAUCAGUGUAGAAUAGCAACUGCCAUAUAUCCCUCUGCAAGUAUGAUGAACCAUUCUUGUGAUCCAAACAUUAUUAAUAGUUUCAAAGAUCAAUAUCUUAUUGUCAAAGCAACAAAAGAUAUUGCAGCCAAAGAAGAAGUUUUCAAUUGUUACGGACCUCACUAUAGACGAAUGAGGAAAAAAGAUAGACAAAUAGCAUUGCAAAAUCAAUAUUGUUUCACAUGUGAAUGUGAAGCUUGUACUCAACGUGCCUUACAGAACUUUUCAGACAAGUUUCAAAGAUUUAAUUGUGAAGAGUGCAAUGGCCCUGUUGAAAUAAUCAGUCAUUCAUCCAUGCGCUGUCUUGAUUGUGAAACAACUUUUGAUUUAGUUAAAAGUCAAUUACUCGAAUUAGAAGAGGCUAAUAAACUUUUUGAAGCAGCUAAAAUAAAUCUCAAAUCUCAAAAAGUAAAAGAAGCUUUAGAAAAUGCAAAACAAUGUCUUGAGAUAAGAAAACGCAUCCUAUAUGAAUAUCAUGAAAGUGUCACAUUAACUUAUGAUUUGAUUGGCAAAAUAUUUGCAGUGACAGGUCGAUGGCUGGAUUCCAUAUCGCAUCUGGAGCACAGUCUAGCUGCGGUGGAGGAGAGAUUUGGUCCCGACAGUAUAGAACUUGCCAACGAGCUCAACAAAAUUACGGACAUCUGUAUUCAGUACUUACGCGAGGAAACCAACACAAAUACCAAACAAUACAAGAACAUCCUGAAGAAGACCCGUCGGCUGCUGAACCGCGCCGAGGAGAUUUUGAAUUUGAACUACGGGCCGUGGAACGACGCCUGCCGCGAAAUAACCGAGAAACAAGUGGAUCUCGUGCCUUUGUUGGCAAACUUGAACUUGUAAAUUGUCGUCGUCCACGGCCCACUGCCAGCUGCGUGACAAGCUGAGGAGCUGCAUUCCAAAUGCCGUCAACCGAUUCUUCCUAGUUGCUGCCGUUUUAUCGAAUCGGAAUAAGUAAUUUAAGCUUAGAUAGGCGUUCAACGAUUCUCCUCGCUCCAUACUUGCUGAUGUUAAUACACACAUACACACACACACGUACUCUUUUGAAUAGAAGGCUUUGUAAAUUGUUUCAAGGACAAGCAGUUGAGUAACGCUCUUUUCAUUUCAAGUUUUUUACUUUAUGAUAAUAAAUAUAAGGUUCAACUA